GUGCCAAACAUGAGAGGAGGGAUGAUAUGGUGCUAUCGUCAUGGCGGGAUGCAUGAAAAUGACAAACGGUUUCGUUUCUAUCAGCACUAAAUUAAUUGUUUUCACUUUGUUUUUCACCUGUUUACCUCAAACCUCACACCAGAAUACGGGUAACACGCAUUCAAUAACUGAUCUCCAGGAUGGGGAGAUCUAUGUCAUGUCAGGGUCCAACAAGUUCUGUUACAAAAACUCAGUAGUUCCCUCCUGGAGGCAAACAUGGACGAGAAUUCAGGUCAACAUUUGGAGCUCCAAUGUGUUCAAGGUGGAUACUGUGCAAGGUGAGGAGAAGCUGCAGGAGCUGGACCAAUUCAGUAUCUGGGGCUUUAUUCAGAGCUUUUUACGGGAGCGACACAAUGAAACCACUAUCAGCGUCAGCCUGUUCAGCAAGAAGACGUGCUUCAAGAUUGAACCAGCUGACGGGAGUCGGUACACUGUCAAGCCCCUCCGCAAAUUUGAUAUCUAUCUGUUUCUGGUAUUCCUUGCUGGAAUAUUGUUGUUUCUCUUUGCAGAAUCACUCAGCAGGAGUCAAGUUUUCUUCUACUCUGCCGGUAUGAGCACGGGCAUGAUCGCUUCUCUCAUCAUCCUCUUUUUCAUUUUGGCACGCUUUUUGCCAAAGAAAAGCCCCUUCUAUGUGUUGAUCGUUGGCGGCUGGUCGUUUUCUUUGUAUGCCAUCCAGCUUGUCUUCAAGAACCUCAAAUUUAUUGUGCAAGAACACUGGCACAUGGCAUUAGGUUAUGUAGCAGUGGUGGGAUUCGUCAGUUUCGCUGUGUGUUACCUUUAUGGCCCUCUUGUGGAUGAGAAGCGCAUUAACAUCUUAUCGUGGAUGCUGCAGAUCUUUGGUCUGCUGCUGAUUUAUUUCGGGAUUCAAAUUCAGCAAGUUGCCUUCGCCAUCAUCGUAGCAGCUCUGAUCUCCAAAUAUCUGGAGUACCCCAUCAUUCUGGCGUUUGCUGCAUGGAGGAAAAUGAAACGAUACAUUUAUUGGAAGCCAGAACCACCUCGGCUGUUGACUGAAGAGGAGUAUCAGAGGCAGGGGGAGGAGGAGACUCGGCGUGCCCUGGAUGAGCUGAGGAAGUACUGCAACAGUCCCGAGUUCAGCCCCUGGAAGACCGUGUCCAGAAUCCAGUCCCCUAAAAGAUUUGCUGAUUUUGUUGAAGGGUCUCCUCACUUGAUGUCCAAUGAGGUGUCUGUCCACGCGCAGGAAUAUGGCUUUGGAGGAUCCUUUUUUGAAGAUGAAUUUUUCGACACGGACGACGAGGACGAGGAUCUGAAACCUAUAAUGAAACCAGAGUGACACCGCACAUGUAUGGGGAAAAAAAACUAAACGAAAACAGUGAAUACUGCCUUUCACUGAGGAGUGACCAGAGAGAAGCCCACAGUGGCUCAUGUGCAAAUGUCCUGACUGACUUCUUUUUUUCUUCCUGUGAUGGGCGGCAAUGAGAAAAGUCAGGAUUUUCAUGUCGGCCACAAGAGCCACCGCAUGUUCUGCCUUACAAUGACAAAACACUGAUGAUCACAACAGAACGGUGUGGUCGGAUCUGUUAUCAGCAAAGAAAUGUAGUUACAAAAAAAAUGUGCACUAAAGCCAAGUGUCUUCUUUUUUUUUUUUUAAGGGAACACAGGCUUCUGUUACAGUUACAAAUACAGUGAAACAAGCUGGAGGUCAAAGCAAUAUAGAACUUUUACUGUGUGAAGUUUGUGUAGUCUUUAGCUGAAGCUUUGGAAAAGGUGUAUGUUGUUUUUAGUUUUCUAAACAUUGUGUUCACAUCCUUAAGGCUCUGAAUUGGCCUCACAACAAUGAGAGCAUCCACUUGUCCCUCCAGUACAUCAUGAGGCCGUUCUCCCCUCUCUGAACAGCAGCACCACGUGGUGGGAGGUAGACGCUUAGUAUUCUGCUCGGGGAGGAGAUUGGGAACGUUUGUUUUUCACUUGUUUUCAUUUUACCGGACAUAGAUCAGUGGAAGGGUCCCAAAGUAUUUUGAAUAAAAAAAUAUAUAUAUUUGAGUCAUGCAUUAGCAUUAUUUUUAAAAGACUAUGA
Molecule: messenger RNA, 2074 nt
Organism: Labrus mixtus (cuckoo wrasse)
Lineage: Eukaryota; Metazoa; Chordata; Actinopteri; Labriformes; Labridae
Gene: nemp1
Product: nuclear envelope integral membrane protein 1
Exons: 9
Coding region: 41-1330 (429 amino acids)
Cellular component (GO): nuclear envelope
Source: RefSeq, a predicted model, not a curated record